AUGCCGUCGCUGCCGCAUCGCCCAGCGCUGGCUUCCCGCGACGGCAUAUCCAGCUUUUCGUCAGUUCAAAGUUCCGAUUCUUACUACAGUAAUGCAGAAAUCCGCGUCCUCCACGAUGUCGUCGCUGUCGCCCAGGAUAAUCUCGACGAUCUGCCCGAGGGUGAAAGGCUGGCGACGAACGCCCUCUUCCAAGCCUACGACGCUGUUCUCCCCAACUACGGGAUCGAUCCGGAGGAGGAUCAUCACAUAUCGCGCCUCGUCUUUCGGGUCGGCGGCGAACGCGGCGAUGGCUCGCUCUUGGAAAAACUUCACAAUGUCUUGUCGAGAAUGGGCAUCGAACUCGAGUUCGACAACCCAAGUGAUGGGUCCAGGCCUGUCUCAGACCAGUGCGAUGAGGCAGAACGCGAGAUGGCUUCUCAACCAUCACGUCCUUUCUCUGACGCCGGUCACGACUCGGUCACCACCGAAGACGAGUCUUCCGAAAAUUUUCAGCUGCCUCAGGAAGACCGCCACAAGUCCUCGUCUGCGUCAUUCGAUUCCGACCGUCAUCCGUGUCCCCCUAGGCUGACGCGCACGGCCUUGGCACCAAAUCUCUCGGCCCAUGGAUCUGGCCAACAACGCGAAGAACCCAUUUCCCGAAGCUACUCGCCGCCGACGGCUGCCGGCACGGAGCAAACCCGCCAGAGUUCUCAACUCGGGGUUGACACCAGCAGAAACCGCGGGCCUAAUGGCGCCACGGUUCGACCGGUUGAUACUGUCGCCCCCUAUCCAGAAGAGAACGAGAACUUGGCUUCUUCCCUACCCGUUCGGACGAAGCCUGUCCGGACGGUCAAUUGGCUCCUACCAGAAGAUGCAGCCGACACCGAACCUAGCAAUGGACACGGAUCUGUUACCACUGAGCAUCGCGCUCAAUCCCAAUCAUCUCAACAGCAGUACCAGCUCUACAAGCAGCCCCAGCAGUCUCAGCAAUACCAACAUCGGCUUUUGCAGCAGCAACACAUUCCUAACGAGCAUGAUGGUCGAUCUAUGCCAUCCCAUCUUUAUCAAAGCUACCAGAAGGUUGAAGAACUUGAACAGGAGCAGCGCGUGUCACAGCAGCAGCAUUCUUUGUACCACUCGCUACCUCAGAUUUGGCAGGUACUGCCUCAGCAGGCUGUCCCUCAGCAAGAGAACGCCAAUGAGCCCAAGCUGCAACAACAGCCGUUCCGAGAGUACCAGCACCCUCAGCAGCCUAAUCAACCUCCAUAUGUUCCUGUUAUUGAGCAUCAAAUUCAACAUGCACAAUUCCAACAGGAUCAGCAGGAGCUGGUUUCUGCUGGGAGUGUGCCGGACCACGAUGCCAUUCAACAUAAAGAGAAUAGUUCAGCUGGAAGGCGGCAGAAGGCUGAGGAGCUUUCUAGCAGCGAUGUAAAGGACUUCGGCCAAGAAGCGACAAACAACGAGCAGCAGCUAGCUGAGAAGCCCCCCGAAACUGAGCCCGAACUUGACGUACGAGGUGUAUCUGCUGAUGAGGAGAUGGAAGAAGAUCCUGAGGCCGAAGCUCGAUACGCUUGGAUGAGAGCAGUCCUCCCAGGCAGGCCUAGGUCUGGGCACUACGCUCUUGCGACGGGCUUCUGGGAUUCGAGGCACUUCAACAUCUACAUUACCGGCUGUGCCUUGGCUAUCCUCCGCGAUUCGGACACCAUUGUCCAGACCAUCUACGACGACGAUCCGACCCAUUUGCAAGCUGUUGCGUUCGACGAGUCCACAGGCAAGAUUGCCACUUGCACCGAUACCACGGUCAGAGUAUACAGGCCCUUUGGACAAUCAGAAGAUGCGUUAAAGUGGGGCCUUCAAUCGUCAUUCCCGAUCCCAGAAUCUCAAAAUGCCAUCGACGGCACCUCUCUUAGUUGGGGCGCUUCUGAGGAGCUCCUUGUUGCUCAUUCCGCUCUCUACAUGUACUUAACGAGCAACGAAACGAUCCAGGUGUGGAAAAAGUCUCUGCCGAACCCCUCACAGUUCGCCGAACUCUCCUACGACUCGGGAUACAUCGCAUCGGUUGGGUUUCAUGAUCGCCUUGUCAAAGCCUGGCGCCGUUUGACGUAUGGCGCUGAAGAGGUUCGCUUCGACUUGGCUUAUUUGCGGCAUCCGGAUGUUGUAACAAGCAUUCGGUGGCGGAAACCGUAUCACAUUGAACAAACUGUUGAGAAUGUGCUAUACACCAUUUGUGCGGACAACCUGGUUCGCGUUUGGACUGGGUCUGACACUCACGCUCCUCAGCAGCUCAAGCUCUGGGGGGCAAUCGAUUUGGCGUCGUCAUUCCGAGAUCAAAGUCUCACAAAUAGGCAUCCCGCAACCCCACUGAUAGCUUUUGUUCUCGAUGGUAGGGAAGUGUCUGCUGCCACGGAAGUGGCUGUUCAGCGUCGUUCUUCACAGAAUGGAAAGCAGGACACCGCACUCGAACAUCUGAUAUCCCUCGCCAAUGACAGCGUUGAGCUAUGCAUUGCGUCUAGCGGCGGCGGAGACACAGUUGUCUUUGCGUUGGAAGACGUUGGGCCAAAUACCAGCAAAUCCAGAAACUCGAACAUAUCACGCUUCAAGUCACAAUACCUUGACUUCCGGCCAGAGCAGCACGCCGAGGUGCACAGUUAUUGUGACCGUCGAACGGGACGUCUGCACGUAUUAAUACAUGACUUUGAUGGCCAGAUCCAAGUCUACGAAACCGACCUGGUAGAUUUCUUGAACCCUUCUGCAAAGCAACCCUCUCUGACUCGGCACUGCAUCUGGUCUGGACACUCGGCCCCUAUCCAAAAGAUGGUCCGCAAUUUCAGCGGUCGCGCUGUCGUUUCCAGGACGGCGGAAGGCGAGAGCAUUGUCUGGACUCAUGCCGAAAACAGCAAGUCGACUCUUUCACGACAGAGCAUCAUUCCAGGAAGCGGUCAAAUCCUUCGUAUUUGUGUUCUCCGCAAGGGCCGUUUUGUCAUUUUCCUGGAGCGCAACACCAUCUGCUUGUGGGAUUGCCGAGGGCAACGAGCCAUUCUUCUGGAACGUCAGUCAUAUGAGAUGUCUGGCAAGCCACUGUGUUUGGUGAUACUGCCUCGACAGCGAUUGGAGGAGUAUGCGGUGGCUCAUAUUGCCAGCGUCACCUCGGAGCAGGAAGGCAUAGUUUGGGAGGUUAACCUACCUAGAUACUCUCGGCAAGGGCCCGAAACUCACGUCAAUGGCCGAGCCGGAACUUCGAUUCGGGAAUUUUGUAGGUUCCGGCUGGAGGGCAUUCGGGGACUUGCCUACGUGCUGCCUGUUGACCCUGCAGGGUCUGCGCUUGUCACGUCAGGCUUCCUCGACGUCUUCGCCAAGGACAUUGCCAUUUCGUAUACCCACACUGGACGGGUCGACUUCUGGACAUCUCGUGUGGACUCUACAGAGGAUCGCGUGGGUUGGCUUUCGACGUCCUCUGCAGAAACGGGACUUUCGGAGCCAGCACUCGUCAGCGGCAGUACUCUCAAGAAAGCAGCGCUGGUCGAUUCCACACGAUCCCAGCUCUUUAUCUGGGACAUUGGAGGUGCCCGACUUGAGUUUACGCAGAACUAUGGAACAAAUAACACCAUUCAGGACCUUGAUUGGACGUCGACGCCAGAUUCACAGUCGAUUCUGGCCGUUGGGUUCCAGUCCAAGGUCGUUCUGCUCUGCCAGAUGCGUUUCGACUAUCUCAACAAAGGACCCGCUUGGGCCGCUGUACGGGAAAUCAGCAUUCGAGAGCUGACACCGCAUCCGAUCGGCGAUUCUACCUGGCUAGGUGAUGGGUACCUCGUCAUUGGGUCCGGCAACCAGAUGUUCGUUCACGACAGAGCGUAUGACCUUUCCGGCUCUCUGGUGAAGAGCUUGCAGCUUCCGCAUAGAAAGAAUGGUGUCUGGGACUUAUUCGACGCCGUGCAGAGGUUCAACGGUCCGCUGCCGGUUUUCCACCCGCAAUUCCUCAGCCAGAGUAUUCUCGCGGGGAAAAACGCAGUGGUUAGGAAGAUACUGAUGUCGUUGUUCAAAAUACUCAAGUUUCACGUUGCAGAUGAGACAGUUGACGAUUAUCUUGGUCUCGAUCUCGCAGACUUCUACAAGAACGAGACGUCGUCAAUGCAUGCAUCUGAAUCUCAUCUUGGUUCUCAUUUUAGUCUUCAAACAUCUGGCGACGAUGCAGAGGAGACUUUCACAGAAGACGUGGCAUACUCUAUCAAUGAAAGGUUGACCAAGGUUGACCUUCAGCAGCUCUCGGGGCAUGAACAAAUACAACUAGCAGAUAUCAUCGAAUGCGUCGGCAUGGUCGAGAAACAGCGUAGGUCGUUGGACGAAAACGGCGCACGCUUCAUGCUUUUUUUCCGGCAGCAUGCGCUUCGAAAGGGGCGUACAAGCGAGAUACAGAUGUCUUGGCGAGAAAUCAAUUGGGCGUACCACUCGAUCAGCCAGGAUAUUCUAGUCGACUUUGUCUCAAAGCAGUGUCACGGUAGCGUUCGCUGGGAAGACGCGAGAGAAAGCGGCAUGUUUAUGUGGCUGAGCGACCACAAUGCCUUGCGGACACAAUUCGAAAACGUAGCGCGAAAUGAAUACACCAAGAGCGACACGAAGAACCCCGUCGACUGUAGUUUAUACUAUCUUGCCCUGAAGAAAAAGACGAUCCUCCAAGGCCUUUGGCGUAUGGCAUACGGAAACCGCGAACAGGCCGCUACCCAACGGUUCCUCGCGAACAACUUUGACGACCCCGAGUGGCGGACUAAGGCUCUGAAGAACGCAUAUGCAUUGCUCAGUAAACGUCGAUUUGAAUAUGCCGCUGCGUUCUUCUUGCUUGCGGAUCAUCUACAGGAUGCUGUCAACAUCUGUUUAAAACAGUUGAAGGACAUCCAGCUUGCCGUUGCUAUAGCUCGCGUGUACGAGGGCGACCAAGGACCGGUUUUGAGGAAGCUCUUGGAAGAAGAAAUUCUUGCAGUGGCUGCUAAAGAAGGCAACCGCUGGCUCGCGUCGUGGGCUUUCUGGAUGUUGAAUCGUAAGGAUAUGGCUGUGAGGGCGCUGAUUUCGCCAGUUUAUACCCUCGUUGAGACACCGUGUACUCCUGACCUCCAGUCAAAACUGUUCCUCACGGAUGAUCCAGCGUUAGUGGUAUUGUAUUCCCAGUUGCGACAAAAAACACUUCAGACACUUCGAGGGGCAUCCAAGGUCACUCCCCGUGUCGAGUGGGAGUUUGUUCUUCACAGCGCCAAGCUCUAUGACCGGAUGGGCUGUGAUCUGCUGGGUCUAGACUUAGUUCGAAACUGGGAGUUUUUGAAACCAGCAACAAGUUCCAGCAACGGUCUGGGCGGCGAAAUUAAUCCCCUGAAGCUGCUGCGGCGCCGCAGUUCACUGGUAGUUGCGGAUCUUCCAAUGUCAAGCCUGCACAUGGAGAUGAGGUCAGGAGGCAAAAAGGGCAAGGCAUCGACACCGACAGUCUUCCAGGAGCCUGAUUCGAGCUCUCUGCUAGAUAGCUUCGGUUUCUGA
Colletotrichum karsti is the source of this 5499-nucleotide messenger RNA. Its product is annotated as WD repeat protein. The transcript is spliced from 10 exons. The record is from RefSeq and is a predicted model, not a curated record. Gene Ontology annotation, molecular function: protein binding. Gene Ontology annotation, cellular component: RAVE complex. Bases 1 to 5499 code for a protein of 1832 amino acids. Gene Ontology annotation, biological process: vacuolar acidification. Lineage: Eukaryota; Fungi; Ascomycota; Sordariomycetes; Glomerellales; Glomerellaceae.